AGUCGGGCCUCGCGCAGGGGCAGCAGAAAACAAUAGAGGCCGAGCGCGCUGAGCAAGCGCCCCCAGCCUCCCCGCCCCUCUCGCAACGCUCAACUCCGGGAACCACCCCCCGCGUCCCCCCCGCGCUCUCGCCUGUCCGCCAUGGCCGACAAGGAAGCAGCCUUUGAUGACGCAGUGGAAGAACGUGUGAUCAACGAGGAGUACAAAAUAUGGAAAAAGAACACUCCUUUUCUUUAUGAUUUGGUCAUGACCCAUGCUCUGGAGUGGCCCAGCCUCACUGCACAGUGGCUUCCAGAUGUAACCAGACCAGAAGGAAAAGAUUUCAGCAUUCAUCGACUUGUCCUGGGGACACACACUUCAGAUGAACAAAACCACCUUGUAAUAGCCAGUGUGCAGCUCCCUAAUGAUGAUGCUCAGUUUGAUGCAUCACACUACGACAGUGAGAAAGGAGAAUUUGGAGGUUUUGGCUCAGUUAGUGGAAAAAUUGAAAUAGAAAUCAAGAUCAACCAUGAAGGAGAAGUGAACAGGGCCCGUUAUAUGCCCCAGAACCCUUGCAUCAUUGCAACAAAGACUCCAUCCAGUGAUGUUCUUGUUUUUGACUACACGAAACACCCUUCUAAACCAGACCCUUCUGGAGAGUGCAACCCAGACUUGCGUCUCCGUGGACAUCAGAAAGAAGGCUAUGGGCUUUCUUGGAACCCAAAUCUCAGCGGGCACUUACUUAGUGCUUCAGAUGACCAUACCAUCUGCUUAUGGGACAUCAGUGCCGUUCCAAAGGAAGGAAAAGUGGUAGAUGCGAAGACCAUCUUUACAGGGCACACAGCUGUAGUAGAGGAUGUUUCCUGGCAUCUACUCCAUGAGUCUCUGUUUGGGUCAGUUGCUGAUGAUCAGAAGCUUAUGAUCUGGGAUACUCGUUCAAACAAUACUUCCAAACCAAGCCACUCAGUUGAUGCUCACACUGCUGAAGUGAACUGCCUCUCUUUCAAUCCUUACAGUGAGUUCAUUCUUGCCACAGGAUCAGCUGACAAGACUGUUGCCUUGUGGGAUCUGAGAAAUCUGAAACUCAAGUUGCAUUCCUUUGAAUCACAUAAGGAUGAAAUAUUCCAGGUUCAGUGGUCACCACACAAUGAAACUAUUUUGGCUUCCAGUGGCACGGAUCGUAGACUGAAUGUCUGGGAUUUAAGUAAAAUUGGAGAGGAACAAUCGCCAGAAGAUGCAGAAGAUGGGCCACCAGAGUUGUUGUUUAUUCAUGGUGGUCACACUGCCAAGAUAUCUGAUUUCUCCUGGAAUCCCAAUGAACCUUGGGUGAUUUGUUCUGUAUCAGAAGACAAUAUCAUGCAAGUGUGGCAGAUGGCAGAGAACAUUUAUAAUGAUGAAGACCCUGAAGGAAGUGUGGAUCCAGAAGGACAAGGAUCCUAGAUAUGUCUGCACUUGUGAUUUUAAACUCCCCUUUUUUCCCUCUCAAUCCUGAGAUUGAUUUAACACUGGUUUUGAGACACAGACUUUGUUUGGCUAUCCCUCUAUAAUUGCCAUCAACAAAUGCUAUUAGCCCAGACAUUGGGUGUUUUUCUAAAUAUUAACUGGGGGACUUGAUUCAGCAAAGCCACAAACUUAUAUUUAAAUUUUCUUCAGGAAUUUUCUAGAAUCAAACCCAGGUCUGAAGAAGACACAGAAAGGGGAAUAUAGUUGUGUGGUUGUUUUUCUUAUGCUAUAUUCCCAAGUUUUUCAGACUCAUUUCAGGUUAGAGUGGAUAAUGAAUAGAGCCAUGUUGGGUAGGCGUCUGAGCCAUGAAGUAUAAUACUGCAGAUGUGUUUAUUCAGGAAAUAGGGGAGAGAUUCAAGUCAUAUAGAUUCCUACUCUAAAAUCAUCAUACCUAACUUUCCAGGAUGCACAUUUUCCUAUAUAGACCAGUCUCAGUUUCUUCAGUUAAGUCAAAACUAUUUUAUGUGUUCCUCUUUCCCCAUAUAUUUUUGCUCGUUAGUGUAUUUCUUGAGCUGUUUCAUAUUAUUUCUUUCCUUUCUGUGAAAUGGUUGUUUUUUAAACUUGGGACCACCAAGUUGUAAAGAUGUAUGUUUUUACCUGACAGUUAUACCACAGGUAGACUGUCCAGUUAAGUUGAGAAGAAUGACUUGAUAGCGGAUACUCGUUUUUAAAAUUAAAUUAAUCCUGGAUAAGAGUUUGCUUUUUUUUUUAGGAGUUAGUCCUUGACCACUAGUUUGGUACCAUGUCCUUUUUGGUGACCUGUUUCACCAGCAGGCCUGUUAUUCUCCAUGACUAACUGUGCAAGUGCUUAUAAUGGAAUAAAUUGCUUUUCUACAUAACUCCAUGCUCAUGGGUCUUAUUUAGUACGUAACGUCCAUCCAACACAGUAUCUGGCUUGUAGAACAGUUGUUCGGAUGGCAGUUAUUUUCCAUGGUCUUUGACUACCGAGAGCAGAGUUAAAUGUAAUGGACCCAGAACUAUGGAAAAGAGCUUUCUUUACUUCUUCCCAGGGAGAGUGAAAGACCUAAAACACUGAGUCAGAGGUGCAUGGAUUAUUCUUUGAUAAAUUACAUCUCUCUGAAGUCUAUUACCCAUCCUUCUCUAAAUAACUACUUGGGCUUUUUGUAAAAUGUCAAAGGCAGUGUGGCAGAGAGAAUUUAAGGCAAAGUUUAAAUUUGGAAAAGGAGUUUGAACCUUUUCUUUUGGAGGCUGAAUCUCCCCAGUAUGUUUUCUCCUGGGGUCUGUACUUAGAGGUUAGAAAUAACAGGCUCUGAAAGCCUUCAUCACUAAGUGCCAUAACCAAAUAAAAUGCCUGAUUUUCUUUGCCAGUCACUCAGUUUUUGUUUGUUUUGUUUUUUUGACUGAGUAGAUCAACUUGACCCAAAACUAUUUUCUUGAGGAAAGAUCUUUGGGAAAAUCUUAAUUAACCUUUAGGUUAAAAUCUAAAUUGGUUUCUUUUCCAAAUCAUGUAGGUGUUCUGGAGUAAGGUGAAAUUAACUUGACACAAAGAAUAAACCAUAUAAGGCAGAAAAACCUUUAAGAAAGAGUAAACUUUGUAUAAGUAUUUGUUUAGAGGCUAACACUCAUCGCACAAGAAUGCAAAAUUGUAACCCAGGUAAUGACAGUUGCUGCUUUUUUGACCUGUCUGUGCCCCCUUCCCUCCAAAAUGUUUUUGGUUUGGGUCAACAUAAGCAAGAUACAUUCUUGCAACACUGCAAGGUGUGCCCAACACAUUCCUCCUUGGCGGCACGUGAGGGUUCUGCUGGAAGUUAGGAGGCUGGGCUUUCCAUUCCUUAGUGUGUUGAGAUCAGUACCAUCCAGCCUAUGAACUAGAAUCCAGCUAAGGGUGGCCAGUGUUCUACUACCGGCCAGCCCUAGAGUCUUUUAACAGGUCAACCAAUAUUGUGACUUUUACAGGAUGAAUUGCUUGCCAAGUUCCUGGCAGUCCCUUGUCUGAAAGAAAGUAUGUCCAAAGAAUACUUAGUGAUCCUUUGCUAAUAAGUUUUUUUUGUUUGUUUCUGGGGUACAGAUUUGGCCGUACGUUUCUAAACAGCCCCUGUAAGGUUGGGAAAAAAAGAUUAAGUUUAUACUUUGUACAACUUGAAAUAACAGUAGAAAAUUUAUAACAUUAAACCUCAAAAAUCUAGUUAGUGCCACUUGGGAGAAGUUGGUCAAAACAAUGAACGGUAACCAACGUGAUUGUGGUGGGAGGCAGCUAACUGAAAAUUCUCUGCCAGAGUUAACUUUACCCAAGUAUUAUUACAAUGCCUAGAAUUCUGUAGUGUUAUUCUUUGGAUUAAUCAUUCCCUUUUCCCUAUUUUACUUCUCAUCUGAUCCACACAAGGUGUUUAGCCUGUCAUUUUCCUUAAUGACAACAUAAUGUAAUUUAGUUGUGUCUGGAUAAAACAGUAAAAGUCCUAGUAAGUUAAAAAAAAAAAACCAGAACAUGAGUUAUAAUAGUUGUUUAUGAAUUUGUAUCCAAGAUGUAAAUUUAACUAGGAAGUUAAUAAGAUUUAUG
Molecule: messenger RNA, 4000 nt
Organism: Choloepus didactylus (southern two-toed sloth)
Lineage: Eukaryota; Metazoa; Chordata; Mammalia; Pilosa; Megalonychidae
Gene: RBBP4
Product: RB binding protein 4, chromatin remodeling factor
Exons: 12
Coding region: 142-1419 (425 amino acids)
Biological process (GO): regulation of gene expression
Cellular component (GO): nucleus; NuRD complex; ESC/E(Z) complex
Molecular function (GO): histone binding
Source: RefSeq, a predicted model, not a curated record